GGGAGAACAAUAGCAAUAUUCAGCAACGUCAGUCAGCUAUUUAUCACCCAACUGCGAUGUCAGGGAAAGAUGUGGCUUGUCGGGAGAUCGACGUUCACUCGUCAGAUCUCAACACACUCAGUCAGGAAAUCUGGAAACACCCAGAACUUUGUUACACAGAAACCUUUGCCCACGAUUACCUGACCACAUUUCUUGAGAAACAUGGAUUUGAGGUUGAGAGGAAUUACAUGCUUGAUACAGCCUUCAGGGCAGUGUUUGGUAAAGAUGGAACAGGUCCUCACGUGGCCAUAAUGUGUGAAUAUGAUGCCCUGCCGGAGAUCGGACACGCCUGUGGCCACAACCUGAUAGCUGAAGUGGGCGUGGCAGCGGGUCUUGGUGUGAAGGCGGCGCUACAGGCAACAGGGACGGGAGGGAAGGUAACUGUUCUGGGCACGCCAGCAGAGGAAGGCGGAGGGGGCAAGGUUGAUCUGAUCCAUGCCAACGCGUUUGAAGGUGUGGACGUGGCAAUGAUGGCUCAUCCUGCUCCAUUAACAGCUGUGGAUGCAUCUUAUCUGUCGAGAGAGCAGUGCAACAUCAAGUUCCAUGGCAAGGCGUCUCACGCUGCAGGGUUUCCCUGGAAGGGCAUCAACGCCCUUGACGCCGCCGUCUUGUGCUACCAGAACAUCUCCUGUCUCAGACAACAGAUGAAACCUGACUGGAGAGUGCAUGGGAUAAUCAAGAAUGGUGGAGCCAAGGCUAACAUCAUUCCAGAGCUGGCGGAACUCGAAUACUACCUGCGGACACCUACCGACGAAGACAUGGGAAUUUUGAAGAAUAAAUUUAUUCAGUGUAUCAUGGCGGCAGCAGCAGCAACCGGAUGUAAGGCGGAAUACGACUUUGAGCCAAAGGCAUAUUCUAACGUCGUCACGAACAGAUCUCUGGCGAAGUCAUUCACCACUAACGCUAACACCCUAGGGAUAGAACUUACCCCGAAGGAGAAGUAUGCAGGCAUGUCAAUGGGGUCCACAGACAUGGGCAAUGUGUCGCAUGUUGUACCCAGUAUCCAUCCCCUGUACUACGUGGGAGUCGACGGCUGUCUUAACCAUACAAGAGAAUUCACUACAGCAUCGGGAGCUCCCGAAGCGCAACCCUUGACACUGGAAAUCAGCAAAGCUCUCGCAAUGACAGCUGUCGACGUUUACACAUCGCCGGAGAUGCUGACGGACAUACAAACAGACUUCAGGUGUGACAUAAAGGGCAGCUAAACAUUCGUCUGUGGUCAGAAUUGAUAAGCAAACUGAAUAUACUGAGUAUAUACGUUUAAGGAUAAUUAUUUAGUGCAAAUGACUCUGGACCUUAUAGUAUAUUUUCCUCAUCAAUACGUAUUAAUAUAACCAGACAUGAAUGAUGAAGCGUGGGUGAUAGUAAAAAGAUCACUUCAAUAUUGCGAUGAAUAGAAUAUAGGAUGGUAUUAUUAACACGGUAAAACUAGACAAAGUUUUACCAAUAUUUAUGACAGUAUAUAUUAUUUGAAACUGGACAUGUACAGAUUAACUGACCACGGUUCACAAUCUUCAAGCUGCCAAGGGUCACAUCGAUAACGAACAUCCGAAACCAGUAUCUGGUCCGGGUCUGCAGAUAACAAUAAACUAAUCAAAUUCACUGUGAACUUCACCCAUCAACACCGAUGUCUUCAAUACGUUUAUGAAAAUUAUCAUAUAAUCCGGUCAAGAUAGAGUAGCUUAAGUGCGCAGUUGGCACCGUAUCGUCAGUC
This is a messenger RNA of Haliotis rubra (blacklip abalone), 1753 nucleotides long. RefSeq names its product xaa-Arg dipeptidase-like. The record is from RefSeq and is a predicted model, not a curated record. Lineage: Eukaryota; Metazoa; Mollusca; Gastropoda; Lepetellida; Haliotidae. Gene Ontology annotation, molecular function: dipeptidase activity. The transcript has 6 exons. Bases 57 to 1244 code for a protein of 395 amino acids.